CCGAAGCACGGGGCUCGUGGAGAUAAUCCCUUCCUGCUGCACACGGAUUGCACCGCAUCUCUGGGACCACAGAAAUAGUUACUUGUGCCAAACGUUUCAUGCAUAACCUCAGAUAGAAGAAGCGGAUUCGAGCAGGAGGGAGAGGAAUCCAUUUCACUCCUAACUUCUAAAAGACAAGGCAUACAAAUGCUUUCAGUUCAGCCGGACACCAAGCCGAAGGGUUGUGCUGGCUGCAACCGGAAGAUUAAGGACCGCUACCUGCUGAAGGCCCUGGAUAAAUACUGGCACGAGGACUGCCUGAAAUGCGCCUGCUGUGACUGCCGGCUCGGGGAGGUGGGCUCCACGCUCUACACCAAAGCCAAUCUCAUCCUCUGCCGCCGGGACUACCUCAGGUUGUUCGGCGUGACGGGAAACUGCGCCGCGUGCAGCAAGCUCAUUCCCGCCUUCGAAAUGGUCAUGCGCGCCAAGGACAAUGUUUACCAUCUGGAUUGUUUUGCUUGUCAGCUUUGUAAUCAAAGGUUUUGCGUGGGAGAUAAAUUUUUUCUGAAAAACAACAUGAUUCUCUGCCAGACAGACUACGAAGAGGGUUUAAUGAAAGAGGGAUAUGCCGCGCAGGUUCGCUGAGCCGACGGCUGGCUGGCUGGCUGGGAGAGCAGAAGCACUAUGCCCUUUUAUCUAUUUUACUCAACAUGUAAAUAAGAGCCGAGGCCGGAAUCUUCCGGAUAGAUUAAUUCUAGGGAGACCCUCGGGCCACGUGGUGGACUUCAUUGUAACUGUAACCUUGUAAGUUGCUGCAGAAUUGAAUGUUUCAUAAAGAUCUGUACAGACGGCGGAUUUUUCUUUUUCCCUUUUUCCCCCCGUUUUCUCUCUUUUCUUUUUUUUCCGCUUGCUGCCCUUUUGAUUUCUUCUGUCACUUGGCAUGAGACUCCUGUAUAUAUUGUACGGUAAAUCCCGAAGCACAAAUGGAAUACAGUUUUAUUGUGUUACCAUUUGUCUUCUUCGAUGAUUUCUUUGUAUCGUUGCAUUUAGUACAAUCAGUGUUUAAACAUAUUUCUGUAUAUUUCUGCUUCCUGUAUUUUUCAGCGAUUUGAAAUAUAAGCUGUAAGUUUCUAGUAAAAAGUAUUAAAUCGUAUAACGUCGUUAUACAGAGACAAAUGGUGUCACAUUUUAGCAGUUUCUUUGAAGCAGUUACUACGUAUAUUUUCAUAGAAGGCCCCGCAAUCUGUAUUGCGCAGGUUUAGCCUCGGAGGCCGCUGUCAUCUCCGGCUGUUUGGGGACCAUCUAUAGGAGGCACUUAUAGAAAAUGGGGAGCUGAGCAAAGAAAUCUGAAGAUUUUAACUAAAAGAGCGAGAAAAAAACCUACUGCAGAGGUAAAAACUUACUGAAAUAGCCUUUCCCCCCCAAAAAAAACCUUUUUUAUUCUGGAAGCCUCCCGAGCUGGUGUUUGUGCUCCUCGGCUAGGUGGGCUUCGGUGCCGGAUUCCUGCCCUCCCUCAGAUUAUUAUUUGGUUUAUUUCCGAUGCAGAUUAAGGGGUUUAAAUCUUAGAGAUGCAGGCGAGUAAAGUAAUAACGUGGCAAAAAGAGCUAUUCGUAUGUUCGCUUUUUACUUAAUAAACUACAAUUUGUAACAAUGU
Messenger RNA from Spea bombifrons (plains spadefoot toad), 1633 nucleotides. RefSeq names its product LIM domain only 3 (gene LMO3). Bases 187 to 624 code for a protein of 145 amino acids. Gene Ontology annotation, biological process: positive regulation of transcription by RNA polymerase II. Gene Ontology annotation, cellular component: nucleus. NCBI's taxonomy places the organism in Eukaryota, Metazoa, Chordata, Amphibia, Anura, Pelobatidae. Gene Ontology annotation, molecular function: DNA-binding transcription factor binding; transcription coactivator activity. The transcript has 4 exons. The record is from RefSeq and is a predicted model, not a curated record.